AUGUCCAUCAUAAUGAUGGAUCAUGAUGAGCCGGACCUGGUGUCCCUUGACGCCUUCCGUCAGCUCACGGCUUCCAGAAAAAUGGCAUUGCAGCCUGACGACGAGGCAGCCUACUAUGAGCUCCUCAAGGCCGCAGAUAAGUGUGUGAAGUACGUAUACAAGAUGCCAGAAUACGUAGACCCCCGCUUGGUCCCGGAUAUGGUCUCUGGGUCGACUCGAGAAUACAGCAACCCAACAAAUGGAUCACCAGGGAACCCGCUCGGAGGUUGGAGUCACAGGACCAGCAUCAAGAGCUCCAAGGCGCUCAAGAAUAACCUCUUGGAGGGAAAGACAGUGGUGGCCAAGGAUAACAUUCUGGUGGCCGGAAUACCGCUGACAAUAGGUACCUCGCCUACCCAUCUAUCCAAAGAUGGAAAAUACCCCAUCCCAAAGAUCGAUGCGCCUGUGAUCCAACGUGUGCUCGAAUCUGGGGCGACGUUCACUGGCACGGCAGUAUGCGAAAACUACUGCAUGUCUGCGCUCUCAUUCACCUCGGCCAGCGGGCCGGUGGCCAAUCCAUGGCUGCCAAGGGGUCCACAUGGCGAGAGAUAUGCCUAUGCAUGCGGCGGCUCUAGCUCAGGAUGCGGCGGGCUCGUUGCUGUCAAUGUUGUCAAGAAGAUCAGAGCAAAGAAGGGCUUGCCACCGGUAGACAUCGGCGACGGAGCGGACUUUGCACUCGGUGGUGACCAAGGAGGCAGCAUUCGGUUGCCUGCUGCUUACAGUGGUAUCUACGGCCUCAAGCCGACACAUGGGCUAGUUCCUUACACCGGCAUCGCAAGCUUGCACCCCCUUAUAGAUCACUGCGGCCCAAUGGCAGGGAGUGUGAGGGACACGGCACUGCUGUUGAGCGUCCUGUCCGGCUACGAUGGCAUGGACCCACGAAUGACACCCGAGACUCCAUUAAGAACAUGCGUACCACAGUAUCACGAGAUACUUGACAAGUCCAUCGCGGACCGAUCAGCUGCGGGCACAUGGACCGCCACCCAAGCAGCCAAAGGGCUGAGGGUAGGCGUUCUCAAGGAAGGUUGGGAGGUACCCACGAUAUCACCAGAAGUGGCUGCUGUGACGAAAGCGGCUUGCCAACGCUUCGCCUCGCUUGGCGGAACAGUCGAGGAGGUAUCGAUCCCCAUGCACAAGCUCGGCCCAGCCAUCUGGACGGCGGCCACCCGGGCCCAAAUGAUUGACUCGAUGACCAACAUGUCGCCGACGCUGCUCUCACACACGCUGCCCGAUCUCAACCCCCCUGUCCCUGAUCAAGAUUGGUAUGAGACCAUGAACAAGUUCAACCCAGCAGUCGUGAACGUGUUCUUCUCUGGCGCAUAUUUGUCCAACCCGGAUCUGUUCCCGCCAGCGUACCAGAACAAAGCCAUGAUGCAUGUUCACGAGCUUCGAGCCGCGUACGACGAUGCCCUGUCGAAAUAUGACGUUUUGAUAACUCCAGCAACACCGACGGUGGCCAUGCAGCGAAACGAGAAAUGGCACGGCGGAGGCGUCAUGGGACACCUGGACCUUGCACUUGGCAAUAACAUGAACACUGGCAUGUUCAAUGUGACAGGACAUCCGGCGAUGACAAUGCCCAUCGGCUGGGGAAAGCCAAGGGAAGAGGGUGUGGCAGGAAAACUGCCCAUCGCGUUCCAAAUCGUUGGUAAGAGGUUUGGUGAAAGCGAUACGUUCUUGGCAGCGGCAGCGUGGGAGGCGGGCGGUCUGGCUUAUGACGAGUGGGAAGGAUAA
Messenger RNA from Neoarthrinium moseri, 1770 nucleotides. RefSeq lists its product as uncharacterized. Gene Ontology annotation, molecular function: catalytic activity. Lineage: Eukaryota; Fungi; Ascomycota; Sordariomycetes; Amphisphaeriales; Apiosporaceae. Bases 1 to 1770 code for a protein of 589 amino acids. The transcript is spliced from 2 exons. The record is from RefSeq and is a predicted model, not a curated record.